Molecule: messenger RNA, 564 nt
Organism: Fimicolochytrium jonesii
Lineage: Eukaryota; Fungi; Chytridiomycota; Chytridiomycetes; Spizellomycetales; Powellomycetaceae
Product: mRNA splicing factor
Exons: 3
Coding region: 1-564 (187 amino acids)
Cellular component (GO): post-mRNA release spliceosomal complex; U2-type spliceosomal complex
Source: RefSeq, a predicted model, not a curated record
AUGGACCUACAAUCAGAAGCCAACAAGCGGAAAGAGCGGCUCGCGGCACUCAGGGCUGCCCGCGAGCAGGCAAAGAUAGGAGGAGCCAACAACAAGGACGCGAAGGAGAACGGCGGAACUGCACCAAAACCCUCAAUACGCUACCGUCCCGACGUUGAAAACGGGCACCCACCAUCAGAAGACUCAACUCCGUCAUCCGACCCCACCACCACCACAACAACAACGACAACCAAAAUCGGCCUCUCCAAACCGUCCAACCCCGCCACCCUCGAAGCGACAGCCGCGCAAAUCGCCAAGGAAGCCCUGGAGCUAGAUAAAGAGCGCACGGCCAAGAACGGGGAGCUGGAGAUGGCUGAUCUGGCGCCCAAGAAGCCGAAUUUCGACUUGAAGAGGGAUCUGGAGGCGAAAUUGAAGAGGUUGGAGAGGAGGACGGAGGCUUGUGUGGCGAAUGCGAUACGCGCACGCCUCCAAAAAGAAGGCGACCUCUCCCAAGCCGCCGACAUCCCCGACCGACAAAUCACAAACGACAACGACAAUGAUUCAGAUGACGAUAUGAUGACCUGA